Molecule: messenger RNA, 4866 nt
Organism: Pyricularia pennisetigena
Lineage: Eukaryota; Fungi; Ascomycota; Sordariomycetes; Magnaporthales; Pyriculariaceae
Exons: 2
Coding region: 1-4866 (1621 amino acids)
Cellular component (GO): nucleoplasm
Molecular function (GO): protein binding
Source: RefSeq, a predicted model, not a curated record
AUGGACGCGCAAAAUGCUGUCGACGCCGCCUCCAGGAAGCCACCAGCUUCUCCAGAGAAGGGUCCAGCAGAGCACACUAAACAAACAGGAAAUCAUACUCCGAAAGUACCAUUAAGCCAGAAAGCACCAGCUGAAUUCAACUCUUCGCCACCAGUCAGGGAUUCGAAGGCGAACAACCACGACGACGAUGGCGGCGCUGAUGCAAAUUCCGAGGCCGAGACCAUAGUGCUGCCAGGCAAGGACGGCCAGCACUCGCCAUCCAAGACGCGCAAGUUGAUCAAACAUGAAGCCAAGAGCGACGCGGAGGAGAGCGCGACGACGACGAUCCCAUCUCGCAAGUCCCAUAGCGUGUCCAAGGAUCCCUGCGAGGCCGAAGACAAACUCAGCAGCAAAAAUGCGCAAUCCAAGGACAGUGCUCCAUCGGACACGGCCAUGAUGAAAAAGAAGCGUCCACACGGUGCUUCUGACACGCCGAGAAGCAAAGGCGAUGCUAACAGCAACGGUCUUGGCUCCGUCUCUAACUCACCGCCACCUGCAGCUUCGUCUUCAGUUCGCUCUCAUCUUUCACAGCAACCUCGCCGACGUCGCCUGUCCACGGCCCAGUCUGCGCCUUCCGACUCCGAGUCGAUGCGAGGGAACUCCCCAAAGUCAACAGUCAGUCAUAAAGACAAGGUUAAUCCCGCAGACAAACUGCUUGGGCACAAGAGAAAAGCCCCCAAAGCCGAGUCUGAGGACGAAGCUGAAGCCCGCAAAGCUCGACGCCAGCGUACUGGGAUCAUUGACAAGGACAAUGGUCACACCAGGCGUCUUGACCGUGAACACAGCGCCGGCAAUCACAACUCAAACCACGGUCCUGUGAAGUCAGCGAGACCGCAUCAUGAAACUUAUCCAAACCCGCGCGUUAGAUCUGUCUCACCAGCAAGUCGCACGCAUCGACGUAGCAUUUCGACCCAGCUAUCAGGCCAAUCCUCUACGGGACCCAGCCACAAAAAGAAAAGAAUACCGGCCCCUCUUCAGCCAACAGAGUAUCACUCAGAUGAUUCAUCCCCAGCAGGAAGCCCUCGGUUUCGUGCCUCUAAACUCCGGAGGCUGGCGACACCUGCCACCGCCGAAGUGGCCAUCUCGCCUGCCAAGGCACAUCAUCGCAAGGGCCAUCUCGAUGCUCAUGGACAAACUCAGCUUGCUCGGGCUUGUGCCAAAGGUGACUACGAGUCUACCAAGCAGAGACUGAAAGAGCGCCCGGAGGACCUUAAUGUUGCAGACUUUGCGGGUAAUACGCCGCUUCAGAUCGCGUCGCUUAAUGGGUUUGACUCGAUUGUCAAACUGCUUAUCGAUGCAGGCUGUCAGUUAGACUGCGUUAAUAAUGACAAGGACACGCCGCUUCUUGAUGCCGUUGAGAACGGACAUGCGAAAGUUGUAAAGCUUUUGCUGGAGGCAGGUCUGAAUCCUCGUAAAGCAAACCUGAAUGGCGAGGAGCCGCUUGAUUUGGUCGACGAUGACGACGAAGAGACAAGGAGGCUUCUGGUGGAGGCGAGGCAGAAAAUGAGCGACCGCCGUAGGGCUUCUGAGGAGCAUCAGCCAAGACAGACUGACGGUCGAGAUUCACACGGACCCGAGAGCCCGCGACACUCCCCAGCCACCACUAUACCGCCUGGAGCUUCUGCUGGUAGAAGGACGGGUACAGUGCGCGCCAACAAGACAAGCAACCAUUUGCUUUACAUGCCAAUGGACGAGAAGACGUUGCGUCAAGCCGCUGGUCGCGGUGAUGAAGAGACCGUAAUGAGGAUCCUGCAAGUUCGUGUCCCUUCUGACGACCCGGAGGCCAUGGUAGCUGCCGCGCGCGGGGGUCAUGAUAUUAUUAUGAAUCUCCUCCUAGCGCUCGGCAACUGCAACCCAGAUCCAGCACCAGUAAACUCCAUGUCGCCUGACUCGGCCACGCCCAUGCUUGCCGCAAUUGGUCAGGAAAACAUUGCGGUAGUUGAGCUUCUUCUGGGCCAGGCUGGCAAAUUUGACCCGACUCGUCGGUUCAAAGGGGAGACGUAUUUCGAAAUCGCAAAAAGGCGACAGGGACCACACUGGGAGGACGAGUAUCGCGUUCUUAAAAAAGCCUACGAUGAGCACAGGAGGUUGCACAAGGAUUCUGCGAAAACGACAGGGCGCGAUUUUGAAAAGGAGCAAAAGCGGGCAGCGCAGUCGGACUCAAAAGACGAACAGACUUCCAAGAUACAUAAGCGCAAGAUGUCCAGCCCUACGGGUGAGCCGAAAAAGACAGCAACUGCCAAGUUGCCUAGCAGCCCCAAGGAAAAGCGAAGGUUAGAAUCAGCCGUGGCGCACCGCGAUCGCGAAGACCCUCUAUCGCCGAAACGGGGCCCUGGGCGACCGAGGAAGGAUGAUCGGCUACCCACAAUAUCCGUCAGCGACCGCGAUCCUUCACCGGCAAUGUCGAAGCACUCCAUAAAGCCGAAGCGAGCCGAGGCCGACAAUGCGGCCAUUUCAUCAGAAGGCGAGGCAGUGAAGCCGAGGAGGAAGUUGGUGUCGGGCAAGGACUUGAAGGGCGAGAGGGAGAAACAAAGGCGCGCUAGUAUGGUGUCAACAGCAUCUUCACUGAAAGAACCCUCGAGCCCGCGGGACAGAGACGAUAUCACGGAGAAGCCCAGAUCAGAGAAGUUUGUUGACAGGGCCAAACAGCUCAAGAGGGACGAGUCUCGUGACCGUCUCUCAGUUUCCAGUGAAGGAUCAGCAAAACGCCAUCGUUCUAGUGCCACACCUCCACGGGCAUCUUCCGACAAGGAUGGUGGCGACGGACCUGUAAAGAGACGGAAGCUUGAUGUAGAAGGUCUGAAGGAAAAGAAGAAAGCAGCUUCAUCAGAAGAUCGCCCCAACAAGGGAACGGCCUCCAAAGAUUCUUCGGCGAAGAUUCGCAGGGAUCACGACAACGAAGAGCGCAGGGAGUCAACCAAGGCCAAGAAGUCUGAUUCAAAGCCUGACCCAACCCCAGCUGAUCGCGAACGUAAGGACUCGGGCAAGAACCAACCAGCAAGCCUGGAUAAAAAUGUCAUCGUCAAGAACGAGGAUACCGAUGUGGAGAUGCGUGAUGUUGGAUCAAUUAUCCCCGCAUCUAAUGCGCCCCCGGAGCCUGAGAAGACUGAAGGGAAGACCAAGACCCAGGCUGAAAUCGAGGCGGAAGAGGAGGCAGAGGCUAGACGAUUAGAGGAGGAGGAAGAUAUGAGGAUAGCGGAAGAAGAGAAGCGCAAGCAACGCGAAGAGCGCGAGCGCCGCGGCCGUGAGGAAGAGCAAAAAAGAAAGCGCGAAGCAGAGGAGGCCGAAAAGAGACGCAAAGCGGAACAAGAAGAACAAGAACGGCGGCGGAAAGAGGAAGAGGAAAGGAAACGCAAGGCCGAAGAGGAGAGAAAGCGAAAGGAGGCAGAAGCCGAGGAGCUGAGGAAACGAAAGGAGGAGGAAGAACGAAAGCGGAAGGAGGAAGAGGAGCAAAAGCGUAAAGCCGAGGAGGAGGCCAAACGUAUUCGCGAGGCUGAGGAGGCCAGGCUGCGGGCUGAGGAAGAGGAGAGGAAGAAGCGUGAAGAGGAGGAGCGGCUUCGCAAAGAGCAGCUCGAGAGGGAGGCUGCUGAGGCUGCGCGCAAGAAACGAGAGGAGGAGGAGGAACGCAAGGAACAGGAACGUCUGCGAGAAGCUGAGCGGCGACGAGCACUUAGGGAAGCCGAAGCCAGACGGCUGUUUCUCGAGGCAGAGGCGGUACGUCUCGGUAAACUACCGCCUUUGCUGCGGUGGCUCGAUACUUGUGCACAACCAAAGGCUACGGAGAUAGCCAAAAAGUUCAGCAUGAUGCAAGGUGUCCGGUAUGAUUGCAUUUGCCCAGAGGCCACGGGCAAGCCAGAGGGACGGGAGCAGUGGCUGCUGAACACACAGGUUGCGCUGCUCCUCGGCGAGAAGGAUCUGGAGCUUUCGAGAUACACAGCUUGGGAGCGGGUGCCCGUGUCUCGGAUAGCUAAGAUUGUCAUCUGGCGCGUGGAGGCCGAUCGAUAUUCUCUGACGAGUCCCAACCUCUACGAUCUGGGGAGACGAUUGCCAAGCUACUAUGGUAACGAGAAUCUCGACAAACUGAGCUACAAGACCAUCGAGAAGCUGCGAAACGAAGCUCGACAAAAGUUCCUGGAUAUGGACUUGUUCUUUGUCAAGGCCUCCGAUUUAAUGUUUAUCAUCCCCACCAUCCCACACCUCCGCAACGUUAAGCUCAGUAUGGCGUACCGGGAACUGCCAGAGGACGAGUCACUCAAGUUGCAACCACUCCACAAGUGGAAGACCGACCCGGAUGCAAACCGGAAUCAUGGGUUUGCGCCCGGCAACAAGUACUACAUGAAUGGCGCCUUGGUACAUGAGAAGACGGCUGGGCUCAGCACCGUCAGCAAGACUCCAUUCCCCGAGAACCGUACCCCUAGGCGAGGAUUGGUGGCCGUGACUCCAGAUGACCCCGAAUAUGCGAAGAUGUGCAUGGAGCAAGGGCUAGGACAUCUGGUCAAUGGACACAGCGGAUCCGCAUCCCCUGGUAUGCCUAACGGUACUUCGCCUUCGCCGCGUACGAUAGUCCGGCGUCCAUCCACGUCGCAAGCGCAAACGAACGGCAUAGAAACACAACCUACAUCCCCGGUCAUGAAUGGAACCGGUCGCCAUCGACUACCCUCCGGUGCACCGCCGUACAAUUCCACCACAACGACGACGGCAGCGACAAACCCCCUCAACGGCACAACUACCGAGUCAGAUAAAAAGGGCCUCCCGCCAGUGGUCAACGGUAUCAACGGUAUUACCACUACGAACGGCGACUCUACGCCUGGCAACGCCACAACAUGA